AGUUGCUCGUAGAAUUCCUUGCCAAGUGAACGUCUUUUGAUUGUCUUCUGUUUUUUUUUGGGAGACGGAAUUUUAUUGAUUGCCAUUGAGGCAGGUUUUACAGAGCUUUUAUUUUUCACUUUAUUAAUUUUCCUCACAUUGAACGCAAAGUGAAUCCGUUUUGAGUGCUAAAUUGUCCUGAAAAAAUGACAAAAUCCCCAAAAUUUAAAUCUAUGCACAAAAAAGAUUAAUUUAAGUGAUCUUUAGUAGAUCUUAAGUGAUCCUCAAUAGUUGAUUUUGAAGUUUUUUCAUAAUAUUUUGCAAUCAUUUUGCACAAUUCAGGACAGAAAUUCCGGCGUUUUGGCGGGAACAAAUACCCCAACAGAGAAUUGGUGUGUGAGGUGAAAAUUGACGAAGAAGACACAACCACAGAGAGAAGAUGUUUGGACGGAGUGGAAACAAUGCAGCAGUCGCUGGAACGUCUGGUAGUGGUGGAGAGAAUGCCGGCUUCUAUGGGGCCAGAGCCGCGGGUCCUCCAGCAGUUGAGACUGGUCCACGCGCGCGAUCGGACAUAACUGACUACCGUGGUGCUAAUUUAGUGAGCAGUGGUGCAGGUGGAUUACCAAGUGGAUACCAGACUCAGCAGCAGCAGCAGCAACCGGGACAAUCAUACCAGCAAGAUCCGCAGCAGGCUGAAUACUACGACGAAGACGAGGAGAUGGAGGCUGAGAGAGAUUUAGCCGAGGAUGCACAGUGGAAGCGUAUUCAGCAGAACACUUUCACUCGGUGGGCCAAUGAGCACCUCAAGAUUAUCGACAAGAACAUUGUGAACUUGGAAACGGAUCUCGGUGAUGGUUUGAGAUUAAUUGCAUUGAUUGAAGUGUUGUCGCAGAAGCGUCUUCCCAAGCACAACAAACGCCCCACAUUUCGCAGUCAAAAGUUGGAGAAUGUGUCGGUAGCUCUUAAAUUCCUGGAAGUGGAAGGAAUUAAAAUCGUCAAUAUCGACUCAACGGAUAUUGUUGAUUGCAAACUAAAGUUGAUCCUUGGUUUGAUAUGGACACUCAUUCUCCACUAUUCCAUCUCGAUGCCAAUGUGGGAGGGUGAGGAUGACAAUCAACUCAAUGGGAGUGGCCCAACGCCAAAGCAGCGUCUUAUGGGAUGGAUUCACAGCAAGGUCCCAGAUUUGCCAAUUGGGAACUUCACGACAGACUGGAACGAUGGCAAGGCUGUUGGUGCUCUUGUGGAUGCUGUUGCGCCUGGAUUGUGUCCCGAUUGGGAGUUGUGGGAUCCGAAGGAUGCCGCUCAGAAUGCCUCAGAAGCCAUGGGACUUGCCGAUGAUUGGCUCAAUGUGCGUCAACUUAUUCGUCCCGAAGAGAUGGUCAAUCCCAAAGUUGAUGAACAAUCUAUGAUGACGUACUUGUCGCAGUAUCCCAAUGCUAAACUCAAACCCGGUGCUCCUCUGCGUCCCAAAACGAAUCCCAAUAGCAUUCCACCUCCUCGAGUUCGGGCAUAUGGCCCGGGAAUUGAACCAGUUGGGCCUGUUGUUGGUGCACCAGCCAAUUUCACAGUGGAGACCUUUUCGGCAGGCAAGGGUGUUGUGGAUGUGACUGUUGUGGCACCCAAUGGAACGUCUGAGAAGGCUGAUUGUCGGUACAAUAAUGACAAAAAUCUCACAUACUCCGUGUCGUAUGUGCCAAAGGUCGAGGGUCCCCAUAAGGUGUUUGUAAAAUAUUCCGGACGCGACAUCCCGAAGAGUCCGUAUGAGGUACGCGUGGAGGGACAUGCAGGGGAUGCGUCGAAAGUCACAGCAAGUGGUCCUGGGUUGCAACCUGAUGGUGUGAGCGUCAAUCGUCCUACGUUCUUUGAUAUCUUCACCAAGGAUGCCGGUCGUGGGGUGCCUGAGGUGAUAAUUCUCGAUCCAGCUGGGCACAAGACCACAGUUCCGGCCAAAGUGAGACAAACAUCUCCGGAUGUGUGGAGAUGCGAAUACAUGUCGGGGCAAGUUGGUUUGCACUCCGUUAACAUUUUCUAUGCCGGCAAAGCCAUUAAGAAUAGCCCCUUUGGCGUUCGUGUUGCGCCAGUGUCUGAUGCAAGAAAGGUACGUGCCAGUGGACGUGGCCUGCAGCCGACAGGUGUAAGAGUUGGGGAUGUGGGUGAUUUUAAAAUUUACACAGAAGGUGCUGGGGAAGGAACACCGGAAGUACGGAUUAUUGGACCGGGUGGUGUUAAUGAGAACGUCACCGUUAAGAAGGUCAAUCCAAUUACGUACGAGUGUGCCUAUUUCCCCAAAAAGGAAGGACGUUACGUUGUAAUGGUGACAUACAAUGGGCAGGAAAUCCCAAAAUCUCCCUUUGAAGUUAUGGUGGGUCCCCAUAAGAGUUCAACAAUCGUCGCCUAUGGUCCCGGAUUAACGGGUGGAAUUGUCGGGCAUCCUGCUGCCUUUGUGGUGGAGACUAAUGGAGAAACGGGAGCACUAGGGUUCAGUGUGGCUGGCCCAUCUCAAGCUGAAAUUGAGUGUACGGACAAUGGGGACGGAUCGGCUCUGGUUAAGUACUACCCAACUGCUCCUGGAGAAUAUGCUGUGCAUAUUCUAUGUGAUUCCGAGGAUAUCCCAAAGAGUCCUCAUAUUGCACAAAUCAUCCCCAAGGCAGACUUUCAGCCGAAUCAAGUUAAAUCCUUCGGUCCUGGAUUGCAGAAGAACGGUGUGGUUACAAAUCAACCUACGGAAUUCACAGUGGAUGCCCGAAAAGCUGGAUCAGCUCCACUUGAAGUUAAAGCGCAAGAUUCCAAUGGAACACCAGUGCCCGUGGCGAUCAAAGACAAACCCGAUGGCACAAAAUCUUGCUCUUACACUCCGAAAUCCAAUUUGCCACACACAGUUGAAGUAAAUUAUGGCUCUGUAGCCACACCAAACUCUCCCUAUCGUGUGUACGUGAGUGAUCCUCUUGAUCCCAGCAAAGUCGAAAUAAUGGGACCAUGGCUUGAGCCUGGAGUGAAACCCAAUGUCCCAACUCACUUCAACGUUGAUGCAAGAAAUGCAGGAGAUGGUGAACUUAAAGUAAAUAUUACGCACGAUGAGACAAAAAUGGAUGUUCCCGUGAGAAUUCUUGACAACGAAGAUAAUACGUAUGCUGUUGAAGUUACGCCGCUCCUGACGGGAUCUUAUACGACAAAUUUAACUUAUGGAGGACUUAAGGUGCCCCUAUCGCCAAAGGUGUUUGUCAGCCAAGCUGUGGAUGUGUCCAAAAUCAAGGUUGAUGGAUUAGAACCAACUGCUCCGGUGAAUAGCUUGCAGCAAUUCCGUGUGAUCUUGUCGGAAGGUAUUGGCAGAGCUGAUUUAGCUGUAACGAUCACAAGUCCUUCCGGGAGUCGCGUGAAGGCACACGUGAUUCCAACAGCUGAGGGAUUCCUUGUGAAUUUCACACCAACACAGCUGGGAGAGUAUCUCCUGAGUGUGAGCUUCGGUGGGACGCCCAUCACAGCACACCCGUUCCACCUGCAGUGUCUCUCGGGUAGUGAUUCGAAGAAGGUUACCGCCAGUGGACCUGGUCUCGAGCGUGGAAUUGUGGGUCAACCAGCAGAAUUUAUGAUUGACACGAGAGGUGCUGGUCAGGGAGGAUUGGGCGUAACGGUGGAGGGUCCAUGUGAGGCUGCCAUCAAUUGUCGGGACAAUGGCGAUGGCACGUGCAACGUGGCGUACCUACCCACAGAAAUUGGCGACUACAGCGUCAACAUCACGUUCAAUGAUCAACACAUUCGUGGCUCACCCUUUCAGGCCAUCAUCCUGCCACAGCCGAAUCUCAACAAGAUCAAAGUAUCUGGCAUUGGGAUACAACCUCAUGGUGUCAUCAUGAAUGCUGGAACGGACUUCACCGUUGAUAUGAGCAAAGUUGGUGCUGAUGUUGAUGCAAAGAAGCUCGUAUGCUCUGUCUUUGAUCCACGUGGAAAUAUUUUGCCGAGCAAAAUUGUUCAUGGGAAUACGAGUGAUACGUUCCAGAUUAUGUAUACACCCUUUGAGGCUGGCAGGCACACAAUUGAGCUUCUCUACGACAAUGUCCCGAUCCCUGGAUCACCUUUCGUGGUGCACGUGAAGAGUGGUUGCGAUCCGAGUCGAUGCAGGGCCUAUGGGCCAGGACUCGAGAAGGGUUUCACCAAUAAACCCAGCAAUUUUACCGUGGAAACUCGUGGUGCUGGCACCGGGGGACUUUCCCUGGCCAUUGAGGGUCCAUCAGAGGCAAAAAUGUCUUGCGUGGAUAAUCGCGAUGGGUCGUGUGAUGUGGAAUAUACUCCCACUGAGCCUGGGGAGUACGAUAUAACCAUAAGAUUUGCAGAUAAACACAUCCCUGGCUCGCCCUUUAAGGCGCUCGUCGAAGAAUCUGUGGAUCCCAGCAAGGUGAAAGUCUAUGGACCGGGCAUUGAGCAUGGGGAAGUACGCGAAGGGGUUCCAACACAUUUUCUAGUCGACGUUGCUGAGGCUGGCCCCGGAAGGAUUGCUGUGAAACUCAAUGCAUCCGAUGGGAAGCAGUUGGAGAAUGUUACAGUGGAGGAUAAGGGCAAUGGAAUUUAUGCUGUUCACUUUGUUCCACCAAAAGAGGGAACAAAUCUUACUGCCAGUGUUAAAUUUACCGACCAAGAAGUGCCUUGCAGUCCCUUCGUUGUGACUGUCUUCCCGAAAUUCGAUACAAAGAAUGUGAAAGUAUCCGGGGAUACACAGAAGAAGGAGCUACCUGCUUCCUUGCCGGCCAAGUUUCAGAUUGAGACAAAAGAAGCAGGUCAGGCGGACAUCAAUGUAUCGAUAAAGAAUCCACAGGGGAAGUCUCUUGUGCCAAAAAUGGAGGAGAUUGAGGAUGGAACGUAUGCUGUGACUUUUGUGCCAGAUGAAUGUGGACCAUACAAUGUGAGCAUUAAGUACGGAGGGAAAGAUGUGAUUGGAUCGCCAUUCUUGCUUCAAGCACAUCCAACGGGUGAGGCGAAGAAGUGCAAAAUUCCCGAACCCAUUGUGAAGAAGCAGGAACUCGGUGCGAAGAAUCACAUUCCGGUGGAUGCGAGAGAAGCCGGAAUUGGGGCUGUUACGUGCAAAAUUCGAUCACACACCGGAAGCGAUGUGGAUAUUGAUAUUCUGGAGAAGGAUGGUUUCUUCGACAUCUUCUACGUCCUCAGUGAUCCGGGAGAUUAUGAUUUGGACAUCAAAUUCGGCGGACAGAAUAUCCCAAAUGGCAGUUUUUCAAUUAAGGCUGUUGAGAGCAUCCAACAAGGCAGCAUCACCACAACCACUAGCCAUCAUCAGCAAUCCAUUGAACAGUCACAGACUACAAAAUUUGUGCAAAAAUCAUCAAGUGAACAGAUUGAAGAGAAAACUGUACACGCCGUCAACGGAAAAAGUGAAGCAACCAGUGCUAUUACCACUAGCAAAUUUAGAACAAUCGCACUUGAUAAACUACCACUUCCUAGCACAGGUGGAAACGUCAUAGCCGAAGUGAAAAUGCCGUCUGGAAAUGUGGAUAAGCCAUCGAUUGAGGACAAUCGCGAUGGCACAGUAUCCAUCAAGUAUGAUCCACGCGAAGAGGGUAUCCAUGAGUUGGCUGUUAAAUACAACGGUGAGCAUGUUCAGGGGAGUCCCUUUAAAUUCCACGUGGACUCCAUCACGUCUGGCUACGUGACAGCCUACGGUCCGGGUCUCGUGCACGGCGUCAGUGGGGAACCGUGCAAUUUCACAAUCUCAACAAAGGGUGCCGGAGCUGGGGGGCUCUCAUUGGCCGUUGAGGGUCCCAGUAAGGCGGACAUUACGUACCAUGACAAUAAAGAUGGCACCGUGUCCGUGUCGUACUUGCCAACAGCCCCAGGGGAAUAUAAGAUUUCUGUCCGUUUCGGCGAUAAGAACAUCAAGGGAUCCCCAUUCUUUGCCAAGAUCACCGGCGAGGGGCGCAAACGCAAUCAAAUCUCCGUCGGUUCGUGCUCAGAAGUUACACUCCCGGGCACAAUUACAGACGCCGACUUGCGUGCCCUCAAUGCCUCCAUUCAGGCACCGAGUGGCCUCGAGGAGCCGUGCUUCCUCAAGCGCCUGCCCACGGGAAAUAUUGGAAUCUCCUUCACACCACGUGAGACGGGUGAGCACACGGUGUCUGUGAAGCGUAUGGGGAAGCACAUAACAAACAGCCCGUUCAAAGUGAAUGUGUGCGAACGCGAAGUGGGUGAUGCCAAGAAGGUCGUUGUGACUGGGAAUGGGCUUAAGGAGGGCAAGACUCACGUGGAAAAUUACUUUGCCGUCGAUACACGCAAUGCCGGCUUCGGGGGGUUGUCGUUGUCCAUUGAGGGACCCAGUAAGGCGGAGAUUCAGUGCAAUGACAAGGACGAUGGGACACUGAAUAUCAGCUACAAACCCACAGAGCCUGGAUUCUACAUUGUUAAUCUCAAAUUUGCCGAUCAUCAUGUCACAGGAUCACCAUUCACGGUCAAGGUGACUGGCGAGGGUAGCAACAGGCAGCGUGAGAAGAUUCAACGACAGAGGGAUGCAGUACCAAUCACCGAGGUUGGAAGUCAAUGCAAAUUGACCUUCAAAAUGCCUGGGAUUACAUCCUUCGACCUCACGUCCACUGUUACAUCCCCCAGCAAUGUGACGGAGGAUGCAAUGAUUCAGGAGGUUGAGGAUGGACUCUACUCCGUGCACUUUGUCCCCAAGGAAUUGGGUGUGCACACGGUGUCGGUGCGGUACAAGGACAUGCACAUCCCUGGAUCUCCCUUCCAAUUCACUGUGGGUCCCCUACGUGAUUCUGGGUCACAUUUGGUGAAGGCUGGUGGUGCUGGUUUGGAGCGCGGUGAAGUUGGUAUCCCGUCGGAGUUCAAUGUGUGGACACGGGAAGCUGGUGGUGGGGCUCUUGCGAUCUCCGUAGAGGGGCCGAGUAAGGCGGAGAUUGAGUUUAAGGAUCGCAAGGAUGGCUCGUGCGAUGUGUCGUACGUUGUGAGUGAGCCUGGGGAGUAUCGCGUGGGACUCAAGUUCAACGAUCGCCACAUCCCUGAUUCACCCUACAAAGUGUACAUCUCACCAGCCAUGGGGGAGGCGCAUAAGCUCGAAGUGGCGCAAUUCCCACAGGGAAACAUCCAAGCGGACAUCCCGGCGCAAUUUAUUGUCCGGAAGAAUGGGGCAAAGGGAGAGCUUGAUGCUAAAAUUCUCGCACCAUCCAACCAAUCUGACGACUGUUUCAUUCAACUCAUUGACCAAGAUACGUACUCGGUGCGAUUCUAUCCACGUGAAAAUGGUAUCCAUGCUAUUCAUUGCAAAUUCAACGGUGUCCACAUCCCGGGAUCACCUUUCCGCAUCAAGGUGGGCAAAGAUGUUGCUGAUCCGGCUGCUGUGCAUGCGUCCGGGAAUGGAUUGCAAGAAGUUAAAACAGGCGUGAAGACGGAUCUCAUUAUUGACACGUGCAAUGCCGGUGCUGGAUCACUCGCCGUGACAAUUGACGGGCCCUCCAAGGUGUCCAUGGACUGCACGGAAGUCGAUGAGGGCUACAAAGUGCGCUACACCCCACUCCUCCCAGGUGACUACUACAUGUCCAUCAAAUACAACAAUAUGCACAUUGUGGGAUCACCUUUCAAGAUCACCUGCACAGGUGAUAAGCUCGCAGAAGAAGGUGCCCAGGAGACGUCCUCCGUGAUUGUGGAUACUGUGCCAAAAUUUUCAAAAGGCAACAAAGCUCAUGUCCCCCUUAUGCCUGUCUUCCGUUCGGACGCAACGAAGGUCCAAUCAAAGGGAAUGGGUCUGAAGAAAGCCUACCUGGGCAAACAGAAUCAAUUUACGAUCAAUGCAACUGAUGCUGGCAAUAAUAUUCUGUUUGUGGGUAUCUACGGACCUAAAGGACCCUGCGAAGAGGUCUACAUAAAGCACACCGGCAGAAAUACGUACACAGUGAACUACGUGGUGCGCGAACGUGGGGACUACAUUGCAAUCAUUAAAUGGGGUGACGAUCACAUCCCCGGAUCUCCGUACAAGGUGGAAGUGUAGGAGAAUCCCCUUGAGAAUACACCCUUUUGCACACAUAAGAGAGACAAAUUACAACAAAUAUUCAUUAUUCGUUCCCUUUUGACCCAAAAACCCUCUCCUAAAAUUCUUAAUAAAUCUCUUAAUCUCUCUCAGCGGCACGAAGGGCAAAAGAAAAGAAAAUUCUCAAAUGAGAUAUUUUCUUCCCAAAGGAAUUGCAACGAAAUUAAGACAAUAACAUUAAGUUUGAAAGGAGAGAAGAAGAGUACCUUGGGAGGUGGAAUAAAACUUGCAAAACUUGCAGCAUAUCAUUUUUUUAAAUAAAAUAUUUGGGAAGAAAAAGAAUAUCUCAAAAAUGCAAAUCCCUUUUUUGAAGUUGCCAUAGAAGAAGGGGGAAUAAAAGUUGCUCAAUGAGUUGCCCUUCAGAAUGCCAGCAAGAGAGAAAAUUGCAAUUGAAAGUUAAUGAAGAAUAUAUAUAGUGUUUAAGUGAGAAAAAAAGUACAUUUUAGUGCCCACUUCCUUAUACAAUUUAAGUUUGUAAUUUACAGCAAGUUUAUUGUAUUAUUGUAACUUUCUAGGAGGAAAAUAAAUUUAUUAAAAGUUUAUACGAU
This is a messenger RNA of Lutzomyia longipalpis, 8565 nucleotides long. It is a transcript of the gene cher, whose product is annotated as filamin-A. The transcript is spliced from 18 exons. The record is from RefSeq and is a predicted model, not a curated record. Lineage: Eukaryota; Metazoa; Arthropoda; Insecta; Diptera; Psychodidae. Gene Ontology annotation, biological process: actin cytoskeleton organization. The coding region runs from base 419 to 7978 and encodes 2519 amino acids. Gene Ontology annotation, molecular function: actin filament binding.